AAUUCAAAUCAUAUGCAUCUGUCAUUGAAUCAAUAUUUUUCAGAAAAAGUAUAUAAAACCAAUAAGAGCACAAAGCAAGGCAUGUUUAGAUCGUGACACAUUUCAAACUAUUCUUCAUUCUGUAAUCUCGGACGUCCUUAUCUGUUACUGCUCCAUAACCAGAGCCCCAGAACCCCCAGUUUGCUUUCUCUUUCUGUGCACCUUCGAUCAUUUGAUGAGCAACUCAGACUUGCGUUCUCUGUCUAUUUUAUCGGGUGACCCGGUUUCCCUGGCUCGGUCGGUUGCGGUUACCUCACUGUGCUGCGAAGCUAUUGGUCGAGCGGGCGCACUCUCCGACUUUUGCUAUUCGAGUGAUAUUGGGCUGCGGUGACGUAAGCGAACGGGCGCGCAGAAAUUUUCCAGACGCGGACAGAGGAGCGAGCUCGCGUAGACCCAAAACGGUCCAACCCAGAAAGAGAGAGAGAGAGAGAAAGAAAGAGAGAGAGAGAGAGAGAGAGAAAGAAAGAGAGAGAGAGAGAGAGAGAGAGAGAGAGACGCAUACAAGCACGCAUACCAAGUAGUCGUUUGCAAGGCGCUCGGCUGCUUGUCGCGCUCAGUAUCGGACCCAGUGGAGCUGUUCAGCGUUUAUCGGUAGUGUCACCGAACGGUCCCCACGCUCGCGGAACCGCUGACCCAUGUGAUACUGCAGCGUUGCGAGCGCGGAAGGGAGGGUGGGGGGCGAGAGACACAUUUUCCCCCUGCAUCUCCACUCGGUAGACUGGAGAAGCAGGUGCACACUUUGGAGAGAGAGAGAGAGAGAGAGAGAGAGAGAGAGAGAGAGAGAGAGAGAGAGAGAGAGAGAGAACGCUGGAGGGGGGGCGGGGUAGAGACGCGAGCGUGGAUCUCUCACCGUCGCAGUCCUCCGCGAGGAUGUAUCCAACAGCGAGGCUCCGUCAAUGCAACGGAAUCACAUGUGCCCCUGUGAUCUAACGGCGGUUCCGUUCUGUUUCUCUGGGUUCGGAUGGUCCGCGCGUUCCAUACGCAAUUCAACCGGGAAAUCAACGCACACCAGCCAUGGCGCUGGUCAUGGAACCCAUCAGCAAAUGGUCCCCGAAGCAGGUGCUGGACUGGAUGAAAGGGUUGGACGACUGUUUGCUGCAGUAUAUGAGGACGUUUGAGAGAGAGCAGAUAACCGGAGAGCAGCUGCUUCACAUCACCCAUCAGGAGCUGGAAGAGCUUGGCGUGACCCGCAUCGGACACCAGGAGCUCAUUCUGGAGGCUGUGGACUUACUCUGCGCACUGAACUAUGGCCUAGAAACAGAGAAUUUGCGGACUUUGUCGCACAAACUCAAUGCUUCCGCUAAGAACCUGCAGAACUUCAUCACAGGCCGCCGCCGCGGGGGUCAUUAUGACGGACGGGUGUCACGGCGCCUUCCCAACGACUUCCUGACAUCAGUUGUUGACCUCAUCGGAGCAGCUAAAAAUCUACUAGCCUGGCUGGACAGGUCUCCAUUUGUCAGUGUUUCUGAGUACUCAGUGCUGAAGAACAACAUUGUUCAGCUCUGUCUAGAGCUAACCACCAUAGUACAGCAGGAUUGCACAGUGUAUGAAACAGAGAAUAAGAUUCUACAUGUGUGCAAGACUCUAUCAGGUAUCUGUGAGCACAUUAUUUCAUUGUCGUCUGAUUCGUUGGUGUCACAGUCCGCUCACCUAGAGGUUGUCCAUCUGACGAACGUCAUGCCUAGCGAAGGCUUGGGCAUGUACAUCAAGUCCACAUAUGACGGUCUUCAUGUGAUCACUGGAACCACAGAGAAUUCUCCUGCAGAUCAGUGUAAGAAGAUCCAUGCAGGUGACGAGGUCAUUCAGGUCAAUCACCAAACUGUGGUGGGCUGGCAGUUAAAGAAUUUGGUCAACUGUCUCCGUGAGGAUCCGAGCGGAGUCAUCCUCACACUGAAGAAGAGGCCACAGAACACUCUGGGCUCCACCCCUGCACUGCUGAAGAAUGCCCGCUGGAAACCACUCGCCCUGCAGCCGCUGUCCACAAGCCCAUGCAGUGGUUCUCCCACGCCCCCCAGCACGCUUGGGUCGGUGGGCCUCUCACCUGGAGUGGACACACCUGGAGGACAUGAUGUGUUUAUUCUUUCCCCCGUCUACGGACACAGAGAGGAUGAUCUGGAUCGGGGUGGGUUUGGUGUGUUUGGCUCAGAUUCUCCGGGGUAUUAUGUAGAACAGGAAGUACUAGGGGGUCAGUACUUCCCCCUCCUGGAAGAGGAUUCUGGGAGAAAUACCGGACUGCGACGCAGAGAUCGCACCCCAACUCACAGUGACAUCCGACAGGUUUCAAUGGGAACUGAAUGGCUGGCAGAGCCUCAAGAAUCCGGAGUUUACAAAAGAGGAAGCAGAGAUUCUGAUUCCUCCCUCUUGCGGUUCCUCAGUGAUGAUAGGAUUUUGUUGAUCCAGGAAGAGGCAGAGUUUUCCCAGCGUGACACUAGCAGGCGAUCCAGAAAGAAGAGCCGAAACCCCAGCAGUCCCAGUUUUCCCAUUAGUCCCUCUAUGCUUGCCCCUCCUGUGCGUCUGGACACAGGUCCCCCUGAAGGGCUGCCCUUCCCUGUUCCAGACUCGAAUACGAUGCCACACUACCAUAGAGCUGCAGACACACUCCGAGCAGAUGCUGAUAGAUAUGCCAGUUCAGGACUUGACCGGCAAGCAGGGGCAUCAAUGAGGAAGUCUGUACAUUACGCCUCUCUGAGGACCAAGCCCAAGAAAAAAAGCAAAGGUUCCCUCAGCAGUGCCAGCAGGAGGCGUAUUGCUUGCAAAGAUCUGGGUCAUGGUGACUGUGAAGGCUGGCUAUGGAAAAAGAAGGACGCCACAGGCUACUUCACACAGAAAUGGAAGAAGUACUGGUUCGUUCUCAAAGACUCCAACCUGUACUGGUACACCAAUCAGAACGAUGAGAAAGCAGAGGGCUUCAUCAGUUUGCCAGAGUUUCGGAUAGACAGAGCAAUUGAGUGCAGGAGGAAACAUGCCUUCAAAGCAUGUCAUCCCAAAAUUAAGAGUUUCUUUUUUGCUACAGAUCAUUUAGAGGAGAUGAACAGGUGGAUGAAUCGUUUAGGCUUGGCUGCGAUUGGCUACACGCCUGAUGAUCCGGUACCACGUCCUGAUGAAGAUUACUGGAGUGAGAGUGACCAGGAUGAAGUUGAUGGCUCUAUGACGCUCAAACAGGAAGCCACGUACCACCACAACCCUCCUGCAACUUCGUCCAGUCCAUUUCCUGAGCGCCAUUUUUCCAGCGGUUCCACAUUCUCGCAUUCCUCCGCCGAAGAGUCGCAUUCUUCCUGCCGAUCCUCCCAUCGAGAACGCCGCUCAUGGCAGGACCUGAUUGAAACCCCCUUGACCAGCACAGGCCUACACUACCUUCAGACCGCAGAAGAGGAGGAGCCAGCCCUGCUGUCACCUGACCAGCACCGACAGGCCACGCUCCCCGCCCAGCGUCGGCGUCCUCUUGAACGUGACGGGCCGUUUCCGUUGACGGACAGCGAAGAGUCCCGGCCUCGCCAUCACACUCACAAGCAGCGCAGUCAGAGCCUCCCUCGCCACCGCGACACACACGGACACUCGCACCGCAGCACCCGUACACACGCCCACGCACACACACACGGCACCCUGAGGCCGAGGACUCAUCUCCAUGAGGAGGAGGAGGAAGAAGAAGAGGAGGAAAAGCAGGUUCGCAAAUCUAGCAGUAGGAGGCCUGAGAGCGAAGAGAAAGUGUCCGAUGGCACGGACGGCCUGCAAGAGCUGUACAGAUCAUUGGAGCAGGCCAGCCUCUCAGCUUUCGGCCAACAGAGGCCUUCCACUAAACAAGAGUUCAGACGCUCCUUCAUCAAACGCAGCAAUGACCCCGCCACAAAUGAAAGACUGCACCGCAUUCGAGUUCUCCGCUCCACGCUAAAGGCAAAGGAGGGCGACUUGGCGAUAAUCAGUCAGUUGCUGGACGACCCUUGUUUGACCUCAAGGAGGUUUCGUGAAUGGAAGCAACGAAACCACGAGCUCUUCCUGGAUAUCUGUGAGUUCAGCUCUGCACCACUGGAACCGCCCAGCGAGUCCAACGACCUUUCACCUCUCUCGCCAACGCUGAUGAUGCACACUCACUCUUUCAUAGAAACGCACGUGUGAAACACAGUCACGCACACACACAACUAAUAAACAGUCACAUGCUAAAAUACAGACAUAAAGGUAUAUGAAUAACGUGAGUCGUGCGUUUCAAACCCAAUCACACAAACACACACACACACACACACACACACACACUUUGAAAAACACUGUGGAUCCAGACUGUCUUCACUUUUUCCUUGACGGAUGACCCGAUACUGCCCUCCUCUUGACUGCGAGUGACACAGGAUAGAACCAAUACACUGUAAGAUCAAUGUCAAAGAACUGACCCAGCCUCCAGAACUACUGCAGACAGACACGCAGCCACUGAAAGGUGACUCAAACUGCUCAAACGUCACGGAAGCGAAAGUGUUACCUGCACAUUUACGGCUCACUGCAAACUCUGUACAAUAUAUUUCAUCACGGCCACAUUUUGAGACGGAUGAAAGAAAGGCCCCGUGAGGUGCCCACUGCAUGCCUGAAGAAACAUCUUUUCAGAUUAAUUGAAAACCUGUUGAACAAAGUAGGACCGUAUAUGAAACAAAUCUUUUAUUUUUCUCUCUGAUUGGAGUUAAAAAAUCUUUUUUUUUGAUAUACAAGUCUUCUGCAGAUUUUGUUUGUUCGUUUAUUCAUUUUAUAUAUUUUUCAUUUGAUUUUUGUUUUUGAUUUCCUUCCCUCGGAAUGCUGCAGGAAGAGCACUCAUGUAGCCAUGGGCAACAGGCUUUACUCUGUUACCAAGCAACACCGCCCUACUGUGUUACUCUAUACAACUCUCAAAGCAAACAAGAGUGUAGGAAAGUGUGUGUGCGUGUGUGUGUGUAUGUAUGUACGUGUGCACGUAUGUGUGCGUGUGUAUUAGAGAUAUGAGAGAAAGACAGUAAACGAGUCAGUUGGAUGCCGAAGAGUCUCUUUUUGAGAGUUUGAUGACAUUUGCAUUCGGGAAAAGAUGAACUCCUGGCAGGUAGUAACGUGUUUAAUUUGGCUUCUUUAGAAUAUUUAUAUUAUAGCUAAACUCAUGCAUGGUUUAAAAAAGUAUUACUAUAUGCUAUCAGGCCAGAGAACAGUCUGUAUAUAAGAACAUAUUAUUUGCAUAGCUGCAUCCUCUGUUUAAAACUGUGAAUUGUACUCGUGAAUGCAAUCUUUUGACUCUGCGAACGCAGAACCUUUCUACUCUCUAUUUUUUUCUACAAAAAAAGAAGACAAAAGAUGAAAAGCUUUGCUUCUCUGAUGUUAUGACUGUUUUUGCUUGUUUCCGGGUCUUUGCUGGUCAUUACCUCUGAGCUAUGGGCUACAUUCAGGUCGUUAAUUUCUGUUUGCUAAUGUACGUGUCCCUUAGACAGACUCCACAAGCCUAAAACCAACAUUUUUUCCCCCCCUUUCGCAAUUCUAGACGUCAGUGGCUCAGGAUUCUAGAAUUGGAUAAAGUAAAACGGGAGAGAAUUAGAGGUUAAAAUAAAAAAUAAAAAAAUCAAUUGGUUCAUUCUCGGCGGUGGAGCACAAAACGUCCCCUUUCCACAUGUCGUGUGUGUGUGUUCUCAAUCGUCCACAUUACAGACACAUUGGUUUUAAACGCAGCCCUGCAUAUGUGCUCAGUGUUACAGUUAAGUUUGAUUGUCACUUUUUUGAAUCUUGUGGGAUGUAUUUUAAUUGAAUAGAAUGUACUCAUUCAAUGGCUUGUUAAUUGUAAAUUUCAUUAGAACAAACACACACUGCCCACACACAGACAAUACUCUUACGUCCGUGGUUGAUGCUUUCUUACCAAAGCGACUCUCAAAAUCACAUCUGCCCAUUGCAGUUACCUUUUUAACGAUUAUUUUUAUGUAGAAUGUUACACUUCACUGUGUUUCAUCUCAUGAGGUGUGUGUGUGUGUGUGUGAGUGAGCGAGCGAAUGCGUGUUAUCAAGGCCAUCGGGGUUUCACUGUGGUUUUAAGGGCAUGUCCCCCCUCUCUCCCCCACACGGCUAUGCUGUAUAAGGUGUAAGUUGCACUGCAACAUUGAGACGGAACAUAUUGCUCUUUUUUCAAGGUUUUCUUUCAAAAAUUCCCCUUCUGUAUAUUAAAACACCAGGAAGAGCCUGAUAUUUAUUCACAGUAUUAUUCAAAGCUAACCCUCUUUGCUUUCAGAAAUAUAAAUACAUAUAUAAAUAUAUAUAAUACAGAUUGUAAAAUGUUAAACUAAUAAACUGAGUUCUCUGCACUCUG
Molecule: messenger RNA, 6330 nt
Organism: Puntigrus tetrazona (Sumatra barb)
Lineage: Eukaryota; Metazoa; Chordata; Actinopteri; Cypriniformes; Cyprinidae
Product: connector enhancer of kinase suppressor of ras 2
Exons: 23
Coding region: 1054-4152 (1032 amino acids)
Biological process (GO): regulation of signal transduction
Cellular component (GO): membrane; cytoplasm
Molecular function (GO): protein binding
Source: RefSeq, a predicted model, not a curated record